Molecule: messenger RNA, 9192 nt
Organism: Anas platyrhynchos (mallard)
Lineage: Eukaryota; Metazoa; Chordata; Aves; Anseriformes; Anatidae
Gene: TMEM179
Product: transmembrane protein 179
Source: RefSeq, a predicted model, not a curated record
CAUCCUUUCCCCCCCACAUCACUCCCCCCGGCAGCCCUGCUUCCCGCAUCCCUCCCUCUUCCAUCCCUCCCUCCUGCAUCCCUCCCUCCAUCCCUCCCUCUGCCUGCGCGGAGCUGCAGACAUGGCGCUUAGCAAUUUCCUCUUCGCUCAGUGCAUCUGCUACUUCCUGGCCUUCCUCUUCAGCUUCAUCGUGGUGGUGCCUCUGUCCGAGAAUAGCAAUGACUUCCACGGCCGGUGCCUGCUCUUCACCGAGGGCAUGUGGCUCAACGCCAACCUGACGGUGGAGCGGCAGCGCUUCACCGUGCAGGAGUGGGGGCCCGAGGCCGCCUGCCGCUUCAGCAUCUUCACCGGGCUCCUCUCCCUGCUGCUGGCCACAGUGCAGGCCUGGAGGACCCUCUUCUUCCUCUGCAAAGGGCACGAGGACUCUUUCUUUUAUGCUUUCCUGAAUCUGCUGAUCAGCGCCUUUGUGGUGUUUAUCACGUUUAUUGCUAGCACUAUAGUGAGUGUAGGAUUUAACAUGUGGUGUGAUGCAAUUACCGAAAAAGGAAGCAUGCCAAAUAGCUGUGAAGAAUUGCAGGAUAUAGAUCUUGAACUGAACUUAGAAAACUCUGCUUUCUACGACCAGUUUGCUAUUGCACAGUUUGGUCUCUGGGCUGCCUGGCUGACUUGGCUGGGAAUUACCAUACUGGCUUUCCUGAAGGUUUAUCACAACUACAGACAGGAGGACCUGCUAGAUAGCCUGAUCCAUGAGAAGGAGCUGUUGCUAGGAAGAUCCUCUUCACGAACCUCCUUGCAAGAUGAGAAAAGUGCCAUGAUCUAAAGCAUAAGCAAAUUUCCAGGGCAGGAUCUAGGUUCUAUUAUUCAGUAGUGCAAGCUGAUGUUGAGUCAGAGUAUUGAGUGUGAGAGAUGCAUUUUUUCCUGAAAAAAAGUUGUACUUAUGAAUCACCCACUUUCUCAAUGAAAAAUUGUCGGCAGGAAUAUUCAUGUGAGGAUACAGAGAAUGAACUGCCCCAUGUGCCAUUGACAUAGCAAACUUUCUGUCCUGCACAUGCAGGGAGCAGCACAAUCUGUAACCUGCUGUUGCUAGCAGAAUUUCUGUGUGUUAUCACUGGCUUUUGGGGCAGUGGUUGUUUUUUGAGGACUGUGCUGGCAAGACCAGGCUACAGAAUCUAUGCUAUUCCUCCAUAUUGUUCUGCAACAACAGUAAUAACUGGAGCUGCGUCUGGUCCCUCUUGUCUCUCUCUCCUCCCUUUUGCUAAUAAAGCUGCUCUCAUUCUCACUUUAUUCUGGGUGGAUGUAGCUCCGGUCCAAGUACAGACUCUUGCUGUCUCUGCUUUUGCUAUGUGUGGUCACUGUGCUGACAAACCUAUUGUUCCCACUCUGAUUUUGAGUUUGCUUAGAACGUACAGACCUGUGUUCCAGAUGAUACUUACUAUGAGACAGUUUUAACGAAUUUCAUGAAACCAUUAUGUUAUCUGUAAAAAGCUGUGUACCAUUUGAAGGGAUGGAGGAGAAUGUUUGUGGUUUUAUUUAUUCUUAGAUUUUGGCAUGACCAUCAUUUAUUAUGGCUUCCUGAAGUGUAGUUUAGCUAGCAACUCCUGAAGCUUGCGUACUAAGAAGUUAAGCUGAGUUCACAGUAGCAAUGCUUGUGCAUUUAUAAGCAUAACUUGGUCCCUAAUAUUGUAUACUAUUUAGUUCUGAGUAUUAGAGUUUACUUGUGCUACUUAUUUCAUACAGAAUAUGCAAAUUUUUUGUAAACAUUUGCAUUGUGGUAUCUGUGUAUAUCUAUCAACAUAGCAAAGAGCAUGAACAGCUGAGCUAUUUUAUAGGUACUCAGUGCUGAAUGGACCCAUUCUCCCCACUCCUGGGCAAGAGAUCCAGGGCUGAUGAAUUUUGCCGUGAAAAGGGAGAACUGUUACUUUCACAAAGCUCACUCGUGACCUUGUUGUUGCUUUCAGUUUUGCUUGGCCAGCACUUCAGUGAAUAAGGUGGAUGAGAAGUAGGUCUGAUAAUUAGGAAUUACUUAGGUGAGUGUGAGAUUGCAUGGCAGAGAAGUAAAGUUGUGCUAGAAUUAGGCAGUUAUACCCUGGUGCAUGAUGCAUGGUAGACCUUUUUCAGCAGGAAAGUUAAGCAAGAAGUUAAGUUUAAGCAGAAGAAGAAUUUCAGGGAGCACCCUAACACUGCCUGUGUCAGAUGAGCUUGAACUGACACUGAAUUUAUUGCAAAACAAGUGCAAACCAUGUACAUCUAUACUGCCUGGUAAGCAGUAUGGGGGCUUCCCCCCCAUCAGAGCACAAGCAUUGGACAAGCACAACCAUGCAGAUUUACUGUUGUCUUCUGAGGACUAUUUGGUGCAUAAAGUUAAGCACCCACUUAAGUAGCUGAAACUGAACUUGAAGUCAUAACAAAUCCCUUAGUUUGUAAGGAUUUUAGGGCAUAAAAUCUAGCAUCACAUUUAACAACUAAAUUGUUCCCUCAGGUUUAGGAAAAAAAAAAAGGCCAUGUGAUAUAAGCAGUGUGAUGGCCCUGUGAACGUCUCUCAUAGCCUCAGAUGACCGGUCAUGGCUGUCUGCAGGGAGAUCUUGUUUUUCACUGUGAUUUCAACCCACAAGGGAAUGCAAUUCCUCUGAAAGCUUUACAACAGUGGAUUUUUUUUUUUAUUUUUUAUUUUUUGGUUGUGAAUUGAAAUAAAAGGAAAAGUUCCUAAAGGAGGAAUCAGAGAUUAGUUAAUUGGUAUUAAUAUUAGUUAAUUUGGCAUUGGGUUAAUUGGCAUUAACAUUAGUUAAUACCAAUAUAAAAUUCAGAGACCAGGACUAUUAGAGGCUUAUUUAUUUAUUUAUUUGGUUUGUCUAAUAGGGAAGACAUUCCUGCAGUUACCCAUGCCAGGGCAUGACCUUCCCCUUUUAACCAGGAAGAAGUGCUUAGGACAUGAAGGUUACCUUAUUUCCUCUGUUUCCCCAGUUGCUUCUCUGACUAUAACAGACACUACUUCCCUUUCCAACCUUGCCUGGAAUUUAAGACUCACCAGUGAUGUCUCCUUCCAUAAAUACCUUCAGUACACGCCUAACUCCUUGCAUGGGAUCACAUUGCUGCUUUGGAUAGUACAAUGCCUGUAUGUGCUAAAUCACACAGGCUGCAGUAACAUGUGGGUUACUGGUCUUGCUUGGGGGCCCUGAGAACUGAUGGGCAGAUGGCAGUGAGUGCCUCCCCCUUAUUCCUCCUCUGAGGCUCCAGGGCUCAAGCCUGGUCACUGGUUCUGAGGAGCAAGAUGCUGCUUUUCAUUGUGAGAUUGUCCAGUCGCUUGACAGUCUCUUCUACCUCUCUUUUCCUGUGUCUCUGUGUCUUUUCCUCCUUUCUACUUCCAUGAAAAGCAGCAGACACUGGGUCUGGAGUUCCUCCUCUCGUUGGCUUCUGUGGUUUUCAUAUUCAUUAAAAUUUAUCACCCUGACACUAUCUCAGUGACACUAUCUUCAUUGUUCUGCAGCUCAAUAGACAGAAAGCGGGAUCUUUAAAGCGUCUGGGACAGCCAGGUUCCUACUGCUAAGAAAAAGCCAAUAGGAAAGAAAUACCUCACUUCAGCCUUUGGAAGUGCCACCCCAAAACAAGUACAUGUAUAGACUCACCCAUUAACUUCAUCGAAGCUUGGCAUGUCUCAUUCAUUUACGUGGAUGAAUUCCUUUACCUCACAUGACAGAGGUCUUUCUUCAGCUUCACACAGCUGAGCAGGUUGAGUGAGGCUGGCACCCAGCUUGUGAGCUUAAUUGAUGCUUAAAUGCAAAGCUGGUUUUGAAGGAAGCUGCUGGGCAGGUGAGAACGCAGUGUGUGGUGAGCAGCUCUGUCUGACUGGAGGGAGGAAAGGAACAGUCCAAGGAUGCAGUUAUUGAGCCUCCUUGGAAUUUUUUGGUUUGCAUUUAGCUUUUUGCAACUCUUCCCCUAAAGCUUGGACACUCAGGCCAACUCAUUGAACAUGUGUUAGAAUGGCAACAUUAUGUAUACCUACCUACACACAUCUCUCUUUUGUACCAUUCUGACCUCUUCUUUGAGUCAUCCAUUGACAAGCAGUGUAGAGUUUGGCUGCAGUAGUGUUUCAUCUUAGUCAAAUAUUUUGAUAUUUGUGAUAUUUUAAUGCCUUGUUUAUUUUACCAUAUCCAAAAACAGGCAUCUGGGAACACUCUAGCAAGAGAUAUAUUCAAAGAACAAGAACAUUAUGUGAUAUUUAUGUUUGCAUAUAUUUUUUUUCAUAUGAUGGAAGGGAAAAGAUCUUUGUGGCCUUUGCCCAUGCAGCUUGCUAGCUGCUGCCCGUGGCAAAGCUGUGGGUCAUUCAGGUGAAGAGUGUGGGCUGCUCUGGUUUUCUAGCCAUUUUCCUUGUGAUGUUAAAGCCACAGUCAAAGGAUCUUAUUUUUGGCCUGGGCAAAUUGCUAGUAAUGCAGGCUGAACCUUAGACAGUCAAAAGCAAGUGGAUGGUGCUUUCUGAGACACUGGGGUGUUGCCAGUAUUCUGUUAUAUUGAAUAUAUUCCCUGUGUCCUGGCUACCAUCUGUGGUUAAUUUCCUUACCAAUUCCCUGCCAGCAGUGCAAGCUGCGUUAGAAAAAUCUCAGCCAAGCUAAAACAUCUUGGCUGAGAUUUUAGAUCAAUAUUGGUUAUUAUUUAUUUAUUUAUUUGUGUAAUGGAGAAACAAUUAAAGCCAAUUAUUUUUGGAACAUAAUUUCCUCAUGAGGGUACAAAUGUUCAUAACAUCUUAUCCCACUAAUUCAGGAGGCAUUUUUCAGCUGUAAACUUCUAGUAGGAAUCACAAAAAUAAGAGCCUGAUGAUUUACUUUAAGAACUUAAGGAUAAAUGCACGCUGUGGCAAUGUUUCUAUGGUCCCUUAGAAAAAUGGGUAUUGUAAUAACCGGUGAUGGGUGUUUAAGUAGAUAGACUUUGUUGAUGAAAGCAUUCAGUGUCAGGAUUCAGAGAUGGUGUAUGCAUGUAUGUACAAUGUACACAGAUAAAUUUCAGAAAUAACAGCACUGCCAUACUGCAGUAUGGAUACAGACAGCAUGGUUUGGAGUAGUCAUUAGGGUGCCUUAACUUUCAGCACUGCCUUUUUCUUGCUGUUAUUAGGGUCUGUGUAGUGUGACACACAGGUGAUGAUAUCCAGAGGUGGAUGCGGGUGUGAUGUGUGCAGAGUGGGAAAGCACUAGCCAGGGCACAACCUCUGAAGGGCUGAGAUGGGUUUCUAAUGGGGGUUUGCAGAGGUUUUAAAUCCUCCCCAGGCUCUUGGUAAUGUCCUGUAUAAGUCCUGCAAGGAACAGAGUCCUUUCAAGGCCUUCCCUCACCUACACAACAUGCUGCUGACUUAACCUGUGUAGUACUCAGGAUGGAGGUAGAGCGUCAGAGAACAGCAGCACACAUUUUACAGUAUUAAUGCGUUAGCAAAGGGUCCUUUUACCCAAGAUCCAGAAAUUGUUCACUACAGGCUCCCAAAAUGACUGAUAUGUGUUAGAAUGGCAACAUUAUUUGCUGCCUACAAGUCUCUUCAGGCUGAUGUGGACUCAGGAUUUGUGGCCCCAUUGCAAAGGAAGUGUGAGCCACAGGCCAUUGGAUAGGCUUUAUUCUGGAAACAAGGUUUCUGCACAACCUCAAAUCACACAUCAGUCUGUGUAAUGGGUGUUAGAAAAAGAAAUAGAAAAUGUGCAAAUUCAGAGAUGAUGUCACCUGCAAAAUGUUCAGUGCAGGAAAGUCCAUGCAAACUGUGUGUUUAGGUGAAAGAGGCUUUUAUUUUCCCCAUUUUCCAAACACCUCUGAUGUAUUGCAUCGCUUUUGUUGUUUAAAUUGUAAAUUUAACAGAUAUCCAGACAAUCAUUCAGACUCAUCAGAUUUACAGUUUUCCAUGACAAACUAAUCUGGAGUUUGACAAACUUUUGUCUUCUCUUCUAAAUUAAUGGCUUGGAUGUGAACAUCCUUGAACUAAUGGGAAUUGUUUCUGUAUACAGACCCUAAAUUCGCAUCUCAGACCACUUCCCUUGCUGAUGGAAAUAGCCCAUUUUUAUCUCAUUGGAAUGUUUGCUUUAGAGGCCACAAAUGUCCUUUCCUUAUGCUUAGGCAAUCUGGGAGGAGAAUUAGGUUUUGCCUGGCUAGUUUCCACAUCUGCAUGCAGUGAGAAAAUGCUCAUAUAGCUUCAUGAGCACUGAAAUUGUUUUAGAGUUAUUUCUGUUCAUGGUCUACCCUCCAGAAGUAUAUAUUUUUAUUUUUGUUCCCCACAAGGAAGAGUAAACCUAACCUGAACUAUAUUUUAGCAUUCACAGGUACAAACCUAAGAGUAUUUCUAUUUUUUGUUUGUUUGUUUGCUUGCUUUAAGCGAUAACAUUCCAUGCAAUUUCUGAAUCUAACAACUGCAUAGAAGAAAGCAUUCUGAUGUACUCCUGGCAUAAAAGAGAAAAACACAACUGCAGUCUCUCAAAAAAAUUUAGCAUUUGUUUCUGGGAGGUUAGACAAUGAUUUACUUAAUAUAUAGCAAGUACUGUUUAUUUCAAGGCAGGCAUGUAAUUGAUAGCAUCUUUCCAUUCUGUUGUUGGGAGGAGUAUUUAUAUAGCAAUGCUUUCUCUUUAGUUUCUUUUGUCCAUGCCAAAGAAUGUAAUCGAACUGAUACUGCAAACAUAGAUUAAUGUGAAUGUAUUCACCCGAGUGCUUAAACCUUUCUACCUCUCCUAGCUGCUAUAACUGAUUGAAGUGUUCUUGCAUAAAACAGUCAAAAGAAAAGAAUGCAUGUAAGAGUCUAAAUCCUAUUUUCAUUUUGAGCUUAAGGAUUUAGGAUUUAUCUCAUCAACUUCCUGUCAGAUCCUUGUUCCUAUAAAAUGGGCAUAGGCACCCAAGAAAGCCUCUGAGAAUAGCCCUUUCGAUGGGUCAAAUAAUUUAUUAUUUUUUUUAAAUUUAUGUCAGCAACCAUGACUUGUUAGACAUGGAAAGUUAUGUUACCUGGCAAGUAGGAUUUCACAGGAGUGGCAGAAGCAUGGAGCUACUCGUUAAAUGGGCUGUGGCCCUCCUUUCCCAGCCCUCUCCACAGGGAGGGAGCUGCAAGGCACAGGUUUUUAACCUCCUUGCCUCCUGGGGAAGAAUGAGCCUCCAUCUGCAUGGCAAAUGCUCUCACCAUGCUGUUAUUCUGCAUAUCCCUCAAAUCUUCCUGUUAGAACUUUUCUACUUGGCUAGAAAUUCCUAAAAACUGACAUUUUAGCUUGGUGGUUAUGGUGUUUAUCAAGGAGAUAAAGUACCUGGCAGCAAGAGCUCACUGAAAUAACUUGAAUUAUUUGUUUGCGGUGGAAACAAAAUAUGAGAAGGUUUUGAUCCCUCUUUCUUCCCACCUAUGUUGCAAAGUGAGGGUGGAGACACCCUGACAGGAGGUGGGAAUGAAGAUCCAUCAUUGCAGUUGACCUCUUGGGUGAUUUCUCAUGCAGGCAGAUAAAUGGCCCUGUGGCAAAACUCCUUAUUUUCCCUUCAUUUUCCUCCAAAUUUAGGCAAGUUUGACUUCAGUUUGUAUACAGGUUCUGCAUAGUGUUUACAAAUGCAAGAGAAAUUGCAAACUUUACUUUUUGUGGAAAAGAAAAUAAGAAAAAACAUUUCAGCUUUUCUCUUUUCUCAUUGGGCUCUCUGGGGUUCGACGCCGAACUCUUCCCUUUACACAAGCCAGGCCUGAUUUGUCUGACAUGUUGCUCUGAAAGGUUCCCAAGACUGGUGCCAGCACUCUCUUGAGGAACCUGGUGGAGUCAGACAAGUGGGAUAUUAAUCCACAGAUUUUAAGGGAGGGAAAUGUUUUAAAAUCAUCUGUCAUGGUAUCCCACAUAACACACUCCAGAGCUUUUCUCCCACUUGCUCCUGCAGCAGAAGGAAUUAUUUUUCCCUUUUAACACUGUGAGGUGCAAUUAUUUGUGCCUGAAAUACAGCACAUCCUCCUGCAACGCGCUGGAUCUUGAUGUAGUUAAUUAACCCUUGCCACACUUCCUAGGAUGCUGCAAUGAUUUUAAUCCUCUUUGUUGAAAGUGUGUUCACCAUUUGGCUUCUAAAGGUGCUAACAGCCUCCUUACACCAUAGUUUUUAAGAAAUGAAAGCAGUCCUUUGGCCAAAUGACUGUAGGAAGCUCAGUGCUGAAGAGCAUCCUUUGGGGGGAGAACCACUGCACAGGGUCCACAGCCAGCUCAGACAGGUGCCAUAUUAUAGCCAAAUACUCUCUGAGUAAAGCUACUGCAGUUUUUCAGCCCAAAUGAGAAAUCAAUAUAUUAUGAUCUAAAAUAUACUGCUGUAAGAGUUUUGCAGGCUUUUGCAGGUUUUUAUUCAAAGAAAAAUAAUAAACCUCUUCCACUGACGUCUCCUUUCCCUGGAUCCUUUCUUCUUUAAAAGCAUUUCUGGAAUAAUUUCACAGGGUUUUAUUGCCAUCAGGCUAAUCAGGCGUUAUUUCUCACAUCUCUUCCUAUCAGGGAAAAGCACAGUCAAGAGGGACAGGAGAGUGCCAUACUUCAGAAUAAAAAUAGAUAGUGUGGAGAACUAUUAGUGCUCUUCCCGUGAGGGAUUUCAGCAUUCAGGCUGUGACACGAGGGAUCCAGCGUGGCAGAGCCUGGGCAAGCAGUGCUGACACUGCUUUCAGCCUUAGCUUGGACCACGCAGAUUUUCACAAUUUGUUUUGGAAGUCUCCAGGUUUCCAUAAUUCAUUUAACUGUUGAAAGCAGGAUUGGGGCAGAUCCUUAGCUGGUGUACGCAGCUUAGCUUUGUGAGCCUCGCUGGAGCCAUGCCAGUCUGCACAAGCUGAGGGCAGAGCCUGGUCUGUUUUGGAUCUUCUUUCUCAUGCUUUGUAUGCUCUUCUGCAGUGUAACAAGUGCUGAUUUGGAGCAUUAAUUGCAUGCAUUUGACAGAAAUCAAAAUGGAGUUAGGUUUAUUGUUUUGAUACAGUCUCAAAAGGAAAGCUUUUUACUAGCAUUUUAAUACAGCCAUUUGUAAACACUUGGCAAAUAAAAAUUGUGAGUCCAAUCCUUCUGCUAAUAGAGUCAUUGACAAAAUUUCCUUUGGCUUUAGUAGGAGCUGGACUGGGUUCAGUGUAAGUGGUAUACUCUAGUGUUAAUGAUAAUGAUUUAAUGUUUUAUAUAUGGAUGCUUUUUUUGCUGGACGGUGCAUUGGCUUUUUAUGAUUUGGUGAUAUAUAUGAAUAAACUACUUGAAAAGUUAA